Macaca mulatta (Rhesus monkey) is the source of this 1770-nucleotide messenger RNA. The record is from RefSeq and is a predicted model, not a curated record. Lineage: Eukaryota; Metazoa; Chordata; Mammalia; Primates; Cercopithecidae.
GGCGGGGCCGGACCUCGGAGCCGGGGCUCGCGGGCGGCCGGCGGGGGCGUCACUGUGCGGCGGGCCGGUGAGGCCGCGGCAUGGGGCGAGUGCAGCUCUUCGAGAUCAGCCUGAGCCACGGCCGCGUUGUCUACAGCCCCGGGGAGCCGCUGGCUGGGACCGUGCGCGUGCGCCUGGGGGCGCCGCUGCCGUUCCGAGCCAUCCGGGUGACAUGCACGGGUUCCUGCGGGGUCUCCAACAAGGCUAACGACGCAGCGUGGGUAGCGGAGGAGGACUACUUCAACAGUUCCCUGUCGCUGGCGGACAAGGGCCUCCGGAGGCCUGUCCCCACCGCCCCCCACCUCCCUCCUGUCUCUGCAGGGAGUCUGCCCGCUGGUGAGCACAGCUUCCCCUUCCAGUUCCUGCUUCCUGCCACAGCACCCACGUCCUUUGAGGGUCCUUUUGGGAAGAUCGUGCACCAGGUGAGGGCCGCCAUCCACACGCCACGGUUUUCCAAGGAUCACAAGUGCAGCCUCGUGUUCUAUAUCUUGAGCCCCCUGAAUCUGAACAGCAUCCCAGACAUUGAGGGAUCCAGCCUGCCCACACCUGCUAAGCCUCUCCCUGGCCCUCCCCCAAAGCAACCCAAUGUGGCCUCUGCCACCAAGAAGUUCUCCUACAAGCUGGUGAAGACGGGCAGCGUGGUCCUCACAGCCAGCACUGAUCUCCGCGGCUAUGUGGUGGGGCAGGCACUGCAGCUGCACGCCGACAUUGAGAACCAGUCAGGCAAGGACACCAGCCCUGUGGUGGCCAGUCUGCUGCAGAAAGUGUCCUAUAAGGCCAAGCGCUGGAUCCACGACGUACGGACCAUUGCGGAGGUGGAGGGUGCGGGCGUCAAGGCCUGGCGGCGGGCACAGUGGCAUGAGCAGAUCCUGGUGCCUGCUUUGCCCCAGUCGGCCCUGCCAGGCUGCAGCCUCAUCCACAUCGACUACUACUUACAGGUCUCUCUGAAGGCACCGGAAGCUACUGUGACCCUCCCGGUCUUCAUUGGCAAUAUUGCUGUGAACCAUGCCCCACUGAGCCCCCGGCCAGGUCCAGGGCUGCCUCCCUGGGCCCCACCCCUGGUGGUGCCUUCUGCACCACCCCAGGAGGAGGCCGAGGCUGCGGCUGGCGGCCCCCACUUCUUGGACCCGGUCUCCCUCUCCACCAAGAGCCAUUCGCAGCAGCAGCCCCUGCUGGCCACCUUGGGUUCUGUGCCUGGUGCCCCCGAGCCCUGUCCUCAGGAUGGCAGCCCUGCCUCAUAUCCGCUUCGGCCUCCCUUGUGCAUUUCAACAGGUGCCACUGUCCCCUACUUUGCAGAGGGCUCUGGGGGACCAGUGCCUACCACCAGCACCUUGAUUCUUCCUCCAGAGUACAGCUCUUGGGGCUACCCCUAUGGUGAGUCAAGGGCCAGGGCUUGGCAGGGAGGGGACGCCAGGAGCCCCAUGCAGACCCUGCUUUCUCCCUGCAGAGGCCCCACCGUCCUAUGAGCAGAGCUGCGGCGGCGUGGACCCCAGCCUGACCCCUGAGAGCUGACCCCGUGCUGCCUUCUCCAGGCAGGCCUGGCCUCUGCCCUGGGACUGGGGCGCCCAGGGCCUCGUGCCUUCUCUCUCGGCCUGGCCUGACCCACUCAGGACCUGCCCAGCCUCUGCCAGCUCCUCUGGCGUCCACCCUCUUCUCCCUGGGGCUGGGGUGGGGGUGGCAGGGAGCUGGGACCUGGAGAGACUCCUGUAAAUAAAACGCUGUAUUUGUAGA